CAUGUGUAGAUACCAGGAUUGAGUGUCCUCUAUUGACUGAUGUCCACAGAGCAGCUACAGGAGUGGGAAUUUUCUGGGAAAAAUGAUGCAAAGAUAGAUGUAGCUAGAAAGCUGUGUUAAAAUUUCUCAUACACCAUGACCAUGGGCAUUUCAGUUGGCACUGGCCAUAGUAGCUUUUGCUUCUGUAUUUUAUUCUUUCCCCCCCUCCAAAAGAUAAGGGACGAAUGCAGAAGAAAUUGUAGUAGUUUCAGAGACAGGUGUUUUUUCCCCUUAAUGGUUUUAGAUUAUUUCUUUUUCCUAAGAAGUAGAAAAGAAGAAACAAAAAUGUGAAAUCAGAUUAAUUUCAGUGUAUUGCAUUUCCUGUAAGUUCUGUAUAAGAAAAACUCAUUUGUCUCCAACUUGAAGUUAACUUACUGUUUAGUAACAUGAUUCACUUUUAAAUACAUCAAGUUCUUUUUAAACAUAAAAGCUUAUGAAUAGAGGAAUUUUUUGGUUAAGAGGAGCAGGGUUGUUUUAAUGAAAACACCUUGGAAGCUUUAUGAGUACUUGGAUUUGUGGUAUUCCAGUAUCCUUUUUGUGUUACAGAUUAAAUAUUGUUAUUAAAUAUUAUUGUUUAGUCUUAGGUAUUAAUAAUAUUGAAAUUAUUAAUGCAUUUCACACAUCCUAUAAACACUUUUCCACAUCUUGUACCUGGUGGAUUUUGGUUAUUUUGAAGACAAGGACUCGAAUUUUAGAACCAAAAAUUGUUUGUGCUGAUGGUGCUUGGGGUUUUAUUUCCCAUGCAUUUGAACUUUUUUUUUUUUAAUUACUCAAAGUAUAGGAAUGAUCUCGUUUUUCAGUUCUUCCUCAGUUUUGUUUCAGUUAAAAUUAUAUGUUGAAGAUACUGUGUUUUACCAGACACUCAGUAUUUGUUUUCUUCUUUGACAUAUGCAUUUUUUUACACUUGUUUGGCUAUUUCCUCACAGGAACUGAUGUAAUUUCUGACCUGUGGAAGCCUCCUUUUAAAAAUUAAUUAAGAACAUAUUUACGAUUAUAAAGUAUUGAUAAUAUAGUACUGAUAAUAUAUAAUAUUACUGUGAUAGUGUUAGUAAUAUAAAUUGCUUGAUUAAUGGAAUAAAUUAAAAAUUCCUAAGUGUUCUUAAUUUAUUCACUUUUUGUCACGCUUAAGAGAAUACCUAAAUCUAAUUUGUAAAGUUUGGUCUCUAAAUAACCUGAGUCAGUCAUAGUCUACAAAAUAAAGUUUUAGGAAAUAAUGUUUCUUUGUACUUUUAACAAGUUGUCUUACUUGAAAGGUAAGGCAAAAUUCCAACUGCAUAAUCCAAGGUUUCAAAAAUUAAACUCUUGCUACUUUGUUUUAAUGAAAUGUGGGAAGCCCUGCAAGCUUUUCCUAGCCAAGACUUUGAUACCCUUUUUGUAUCUCCCUCAUUUAUUUAGGCUGCUGUGCCUUCCAUGCUGUACUCGGAGCCCACUCUUGGGUUUUCUUAAAGGUGUUUUGCGAGAGGUUUUCUUUUUUCUAACACAUCAAUGUGUCUUGCAGGGUCUUGGGAAGACACUGCAAACGAUUUCUCUUCUUGGCUAUAUGAAACACUACAGAAACAUUCCUGGACCUCACAUGGUGUUAGUUCCUAAGUCUACUCUGCAGAACUGGAUGAAUGAAUUCAAGAGAUGGGUACCAACACUUCGAGCAGUUUGUUUGAUCGGUGACAAAGACCAGCGAGCUGCCUUUGUGAGAGAUGUGUUGUUGCCUGGAGAAUGGGAUGUCUGCGUAACAUCAUAUGAAAUGCUUAUCAAAGAGAAGUCAGUAUUCAAAAAGUUCAACUGGAGAUACCUUGUUAUAGAUGAGGCCCACAGGAUUAAAAAUGAAAAAUCCAAGUUAUCAGAAAUUGUGAGGGAAUUCAAGACUACCAACCGACUGCUAUUAACUGGAACUCCACUUCAGAACAAUUUACAUGAACUCUGGGCACUUCUCAACUUCCUUUUGCCAGAUGUCUUUAACUCAGCUGAGGAUUUUGAUUCAUGGUUUGAUACCAACAAUUGUCUAGGGGAUCAAAAACUGGUGGAGCGCCUUCAUAUGGUGCUACGACCGUUCCUUCUCCGUCGCAUCAAGGCUGAUGUGGAGAAAAGCUUGCCUCCGAAGAAGGAAGUUAAAAUUUAUGUGGGCCUCAGCAAAAUGCAGCGAGAAUGGUAUACCCGGAUCCUGAUGAAGGAUAUAGACAUCCUGAACUCAGCAGGGAAGCUGGACAAGAUGAGACUGUUGAACAUCCUGAUGCAGCUAAGGAAAUGUUGCAAUCAUCCUUACCUCUUUGAUGGAGCAGAGCCUGGCCCACCUUACACAACAGACAUGCAUUUGGUCACCAACAGUGGCAAAAUGGUAGUUCUGGACAAAUUGCUACCCAAGUUGAAAGAGCAAGGCUCAAGGGUUCUAAUCUUCAGUCAGAUGACAAGAGUCCUAGAUAUCUUGGAAGAUUACUGUAUGUGGAGGAAUUACGAAUACUGCAGACUGGAUGGACAAACACCUCACAAUGAACGACAGGCUUCCAUUAAUGCAUUCAAUGAUCCUGACAGCUCAAAAUUUGUGUUCAUGUUGAGUACACGAGCAGGAGGUCUUGGAAUCAAUCUGGCUACUGCUGAUGUUGUAAUUCUCUAUGAUUCAGACUGGAAUCCACAAGUAGACCUCCAGGCUAUGGAUCGAGCGCACAGAAUUGGGCAGACCAAGACUGUGAGGGUGUUCAGGUUCAUUACAGACAAUACCGUGGAGGAGAGGAUAGUGGAGCGUGCAGAAAUGAAACUCCGCCUGGAUUCCAUAGUCAUCCAGCAAGGAAGACUGGUGGAUCAAAACUUGAAUAAACUUGGAAAGGAUGAAAUGCUGCAAAUGAUCAGACAUGGGGCGACACACGUGUUUGCCUCAAAGGACAGUGAGAUUACAGAUGAAGAUAUUGAUCACAUUUUGGAAAGAGGGGCAAAGAAGACUGCGGAAAUGAACGAAAAACUUUCAAAGAUGGGUGAAAGCUCCCUUAGGAAUUUUACUAUGGAUACUGAAUCUAGCGUGUAUAAUUUUGAAGGGGAAGACUACAGAGAAAAGCAGAAGUUGGCAUUCACAGAGUGGAUUGAACCACCUAAAAGAGAAAGAAAAGCCAAUUAUGCUGUGGAUGCUUACUUCAGAGAGGCUCUUCGAGUCAGUGAACCAAAAGCACCCAAGGCUCCACGACCUCCAAAACAGCCAAAUGUACAGGACUUCCAGUUCUUUCCUCCUCGCCUGUUUGAACUAUUGGAAAAAGAGAUUCUCUACUACAGGAAAACAAUUGGUUACAAGGUACCUCGUAAUCCUGAUCUCCCAAAUGCAGCCCAAGCACAAAAGGAAGAGCAGCUUAAGAUUGAUGAGGCUGAACCUCUUAAUGAUGAAGAACUAGAAGAAAAAGAGAAACUUCUAACCCAGGGCUUCACUAACUGGAAUAAGAGAGAUUUCAACCAGUUCAUCAAAGCCAAUGAGAAGUGGGGCCGUGAUGACAUUGAAAAUAUAGCACGAGAAGUUGAAGGAAAAACCCCAGAGGAAGUCAUUGAGUAUUCGGCUGUGUUCUGGGAAAGAUGCAAUGAACUCCAAGACAUAGAGAAGAUCAUGGCUCAGAUUGAAAGAGGAGAAGCCAGAAUUCAGAGACGAAUCAGCAUAAAAAAGGCUCUCGAUACGAAGAUUGGGAGAUAUAAAGCCCCUUUCCACCAACUAAGAAUAUCCUAUGGUACUAAUAAAGGGAAGAAUUACACUGAAGAGGAGGAUCGCUUCCUAAUCUGUAUGCUUCACAAACUAGGAUUUGAUAAAGAAAAUGUCUAUGAUGAAUUAAGACAAUGUAUCCGAAACUCGCCGCAAUUCCGAUUUGACUGGUUUCUCAAGUCCAGAACUGCAAUGGAGCUGCAAAGGAGGUGUAAUACUUUAAUCACUCUCAUUGAAAGAGAAAACAUGGAACUGGAAGAAAAGGAAAAGGCAGAAAAGAAGAAACGCGGACCAAAACCAUCUUCGGCACAGAAGCGCAAAAUGGAUGGCACUCCUGAUGGGCGUGGGAGAAAAAAGAAGCUAAAGCUGUGAAUGCAGAAUUUUUUUAAUCUCUAAAUUUAAGAAGUAGUUCUUUAAUUUACGGGUCUUCAUAAGAUGUACUGUAUAAUGCUUAACUGUUUUAAAGAACAUUGGGUUCAUCUGUUUAUUGAACUAGAACAUAGUACUUAAUUGUAGUUUCACUUUUUUAAAUGCAACAGCUGUGCUGAAUUUUUUUUACCAUUAACACUUGAAGUAAUAAAUUGUCUUCAUUUAU
Messenger RNA from Cinclus cinclus, 4301 nucleotides. RefSeq names its product SWI/SNF related, matrix associated, actin dependent regulator of chromatin, subfamily a, member 5 (gene SMARCA5). The transcript has 19 exons. Gene Ontology annotation, cellular component: nucleus; chromatin. NCBI's taxonomy places the organism in Eukaryota, Metazoa, Chordata, Aves, Passeriformes, Cinclidae. Gene Ontology annotation, molecular function: ATP hydrolysis activity; ATP-dependent chromatin remodeler activity; nucleosome binding. Gene Ontology annotation, biological process: nucleosome organization; regulation of transcription by RNA polymerase II. The record is from RefSeq and is a predicted model, not a curated record. Bases 1253 to 4078 code for a protein of 941 amino acids.